AUGCUGGUACUAAAUCUGAGGAGUAGAAAACAACAGUUUGCUCUUUUGGUCGUGGUCAUUUACCUUCUGACAGCGUUUACUGUGAUAAAUGCAUUUGGUAAUUCACAUACAUUCUUGGAAUGGACUACUGGCCUAACACAGGGAGUUAAUUAUGUGAUUAUAGCUGCAUUCUCCCUUUUGAACAUUGUAUUGUUGUGGAAGGGCUUUACAUACAUGGUCUUUGGAGAUUUACGACUUAUAGAAGAGGAGCACAUAUUUGAAAGGAUACCCCUUACAGUGAUAAACCUAAUUAUGAUAUCGUCCCUAUUAAGCGAUAAGUACAUGUUUGAUAUUGUUUUACUUGGUGGGCUAUUGUUGGUUUUGAAAGUUUCCCAUUGGAUCCUUAGAGACAGGUUAGAAGGGUUUUUGCAAAGGAUUAACGACACUACUACGCUAACUAGCUUGCUGUUCUCCAAAUUCUCGAGAAACUUACUGAUAUUCGGUAUCUUAGACUAUUUUGUGACGAAGAUAUGCUUUUUCAACCAUUUCGGCAACUUCUACCACCACGGUGACUUCAGUAACAUUACACAGAUCAUGUUUGGUUUGGAAUAUGCCGUUGUGUUCAUUGACCUGAUAAAUAUACUCUGCCAUACGGUGCUCAACUUCUACGCCUUCCACCGUACACAACUACAGUCAGCAAGGUUUAACUUGGAGAUGAUGAAUGACGACUUCAGUGAGGACGAAAACGAUUCCGGCGUCAAUGCUGAUGGUGGCUUGGAAGGUAAGUUUAUUUACGAGAAGUUAAUUGAUUUCGUUGCAGGCGUGUUAAGAACUGGCUUGCACUUCACCAUGCUAAUACCACUAAGAUUUCAAUCAAUGCUAGUGAAGGAUUUUGUUUGGGACUUGUUUAAUCUGGUAAACAACGGUAACAGCUUGUGGAAAAUAUAUAAGAAUAACAGACAGUUGAACAAGAAACUGCCAAACAUUGCCAUUGAAGAUUUACUGGACCAUGAUAAUAUGUGCAUAGUGUGUAUGGAUGAUCUUGUGCUGGUCCAUCAUCCUACAAAGAGGCGCCAAUCAGUUCAGGAAGAAUGCGACGAUGAGAAAAAUACCGAGAAGGACAAACCAUCCACUACAGAAGAGGACCUAUCAGAGGUUGAGCCAACUCAGGGAGACAUCGACCGAAUGGCCGAUAGUAAGAAGCCAAAGAAACUACCUUGCGGCCACAUGCUGCACUUUUCUUGCCUCAAGAACUGGAUGGAGAGAUCUCAAACAUGUCCAAUUUGUAGGGUCCCUGUGUUUGACAAGGACGGAAACGUGAGACCAAGCAUUGCCAAAACGAGGAGAAGCCCUCCAAUGAGCAGUAGUCGCUCUGCAAACCGUUCUAGAGCAUCGCCUGCACCAAUUCCCACUCCAACUCUAACUCCCACGCCAACACAGACACAGGCACAGACACAACCUCAAACUACACCUACAUCUACAGCCCCAACUUUACCGGUUCAAGUGUCACUAAUGGAUAUACCAAAUAGAACCAAGUCCCGUUUUGCCAUUGAAAAGGACACGGCAGACGACCAAGAAAGGAACAUUACCAUCCGCUUCAGAGACCUGAACGACCCAAGUAAAAGUUUCAAGGCGACCGUUAACGUACAAAGAAACCCAUAUCUACACGAGGCGGCCUUCACAAGCUCUUAA
Messenger RNA from Huiozyma naganishii CBS 8797, 1671 nucleotides. RefSeq names its product E3 ubiquitin-protein ligase HRD1 (gene HRD1). Bases 1 to 1671 code for a protein of 556 amino acids. Gene Ontology annotation, cellular component: cytoplasm. The transcript has a single exon. Lineage: Eukaryota; Fungi; Ascomycota; Saccharomycetes; Saccharomycetales; Saccharomycetaceae. The record is from RefSeq and is a predicted model, not a curated record.